AUGCCAAGCCCAGAGACAUUCCCUCCGCCAGCCGGCGAAUUCUUCAAGCUCUACAUGCAUCCAUCCAACAGCGACAAAGACAAGAACGCCAUGAUUAACAUGUACCAGCUCUAUGAUUCCUACCACUGGUGUGCAAAUCUAGGUGUUACAUAUGCUCAGGGGUCGUGGGGCUACACAAUAUUACGCACCGUGUAUUCGGAGGAAUCCGACGUCUUAUGGCAAGAAGGCAUUGAGAAAAUGAAGCGUUGGGUAACCCAGUAUCUAGUCUAUGUUGACUAUCUGAGGAGUAAUAAGUCCGACGCCUCAGUCACUGAAGAAAUGGCGCGACGUUUCGCCGUGGACGUCGUUGAGGACCAGGGCGGGUAUUCAAAAGCGCUGAGGCACUAUCCCAACUUGACGAGCGCCAGCCAGCAAGACAUCAAGUCGCUCGUCGAGAUUUUUGAGACCUGGCGUGGUAACACUCUCAGCGAUGUCGACAUGGAGACCAACAGCCGUUAUAGCCCCCGGUUCUGCGACUUUCUAGUCAUCGACGGAGGUUCUCUCUGCUCGCUCGCUGCACUCCCCGAUGAGACGCCGCACUUGGCGCCAGCCCGGAAUGUGCUGUAUGAGAAUUCCUACGUCUGGCUCAUAGAAUCGCGCGCCGCGAAACGCUUCCAGGGCGUUGAGGACGCGGUCAACUACGAUGGGUGCAUGAAGCUGAGUGUAGGUGAUAUCUAUGAAGCGCGGUUUGAGAGGGUAGCGAGAUUCGAAGACUUGGACUGGAUUUCUGAGCGGGAAAAGAAGGACGGAGAAAAGUGGUAUUCUCCGCGAUAA
This is a messenger RNA of Colletotrichum siamense, 813 nucleotides long. RefSeq lists its product as uncharacterized. The coding region runs from base 1 to 813 and encodes 270 amino acids. The record is from RefSeq and is a predicted model, not a curated record. The transcript is spliced from 3 exons. Lineage: Eukaryota; Fungi; Ascomycota; Sordariomycetes; Glomerellales; Glomerellaceae.